UACUCGUCCUCAGUACUGUGUAGACCUCUUGUUUCAUUUGACGGACUUUUGUGUCGAGUGGCCACCAUCCAAAAAUCCUUCAGAGGUGUUCAAUUUUGUUAUUGUUAUUAAUUUUUCAUACCACCACACAUUUUUCUUCUUUUCCUAUCCAACGCGCCAUUGUACAUCGAACCCUUCUUACUGUGAGGAGUCAAAAAAAAAGUGUCUCAUCCUCUCUCCUUUCCAUCCACAUAUAUAUUUUUUUUCAACAUCCCCGUGAACGAUUUUGCGAGUCUCCCACUCAAAAGGAUCUACUCCAUGACCAUUUGAUCAGUUUUUUGUUGUUAUGGGUGAAAUGAAAAAUAAACCAAUCUCACAGUGAUGAGGACUUUUCAGUGAAGGAGAUGAAGGAUUAUAUCAAUUGAAAGUCCUUAUUAUUUUUAUUUUCGAAGCAGUGAAUAAAAAUUACGUGAGGAAUUGCCAAGACAAUCGUGAGAAUUUAUUCGAAAAGAAAAAAAAAGGAAUUACAAACAGCAACUAUACAAAGCAAAAUAGCAUUAUAUAUAGUAGAGAAUUAUAUAUAAAAGGAACAAAUAAGUGAAUUUUCAAGCAGUGUGAUCCUUGUGCGAAACCCCCACCCCAAUGGUAACAAUCAUCACCCUGCUGCCGAAAGCAAUGUGGAAUUAACAACCGCACCCUAUACACUCUGCCCCCAAUGGAUACAAAUUCGUGAAAAAAAGAAGAAACCCUUAAAAGUGUUAACAAAGAGAGUGGAACGCGGGAAAAAGGAUAUUCUUGUAUAGUGAGUUUAUUUUUCUUUGUGUAAAUACAUAGCAAAGUGAUUGCGUGCACACGCACGAAAGUGGCAACGUCCGUGACGCAUGUCCACUACACUGGGCACCACAAAUUCUGGAGCCUUUCCAGAGGAUCCCGACCAGGAACAUGGGCUCCUGCCCGAUCUAAAUGGUGUGGACUUGGUUAUGAGCUUGUCGCCCAAGCACAAUCACCAUCACAGUCUCACGAGUCUCCAGCAUUUGCAAUCACUGCAACACAAUUCACUCCACAGUCACUCAACACCCUUCUCAGUCACGGACAUUCUUAGCCCAAUUGAGGAGUCCUACAGGAAGUUAGAACUUAGUGCUAACCCGCCUUCACCUUACAGCGGCAGCAGCGUCAAUUCGCCGAGUGCUCUGGGGCCAAGUACGGGGAUGGCAAAUCCCUACGCCAUGGGGCCUUUGUACCACAGUCCGGGUGUCCAGAGCUACUGCACGCCGGCGGAUAAUCUCUCCCUUGCCGGUCACUACACCGACAUGCGGAGUUCCGCCGGCUGGUACGGAUCCACCGCCAAUGAUCCCCGGUUUGCAAUCUCAAGACUAAUGGGUGGCUCAGCGGGCGGUUCAAUGGGACACGCAAUGAGCAACAUGGGAAGUUUGGCGGCUUGCAGUGUGUCUGACACAAAGCCAAUGCAAUUCCCUCUGGCACAGCGACGAAAAAGGAGAGUCCUUUUCACACAGGCACAGGUCUACGAGCUAGAACGACGUUUCAAGCAGCAGAAAUACCUUUCAGCUCCUGAACGAGAGCACCUAGCCAGUUUGAUUCAUCUCACGCCAACACAGGUGAAAAUUUGGUUUCAGAACCACAGGUACAAGUGCAAGAGGCAGGCAAAGGAGAAAGCAAUGGCCGAGCAAAAUCAGCACAAUCAGUCUGCAAGUUCACCACGACGAGUAGCCGUUCCCGUGUUGGUUAAAGACGGCAAACCCUGCUCUGGGAACUCCAACAGUAAUCAACAGCAACAGCAGCAACAGCAGCAGGUGGCAGGCGGUAAUACUACCGUCUCCAGCGGCAGUAACUUGGUUACGGGUGAGUCAGCAAAUGCCCACUCCCCAGAUACCUCUGCUGCCCUCCUGAGCUCCUACAAUGGUGCCCAGCAUGCACAGAUGUUGCAGCAACCCUGCAACAAUGCCCUCAUGUCCAACAGCCUGGCCAUGGCGUAUCGCAACCAGAACAACUUCAUGAGUAACAGCCAUCAGCAGCAGUGCAGUAGCUACCUACCGCUUCAAGGACGAGCCUGGUAAUAGUAAGUCUCCAUCACCACACAAUUCCCAUCAAUCUGUUCCCACGCAUUUACAAUGGGGGAUCAGAUAAUUCAAAAUUAUAGGACAAAGUUGAGGGAGAUUCUAUUAAAGUGUUUAAGACGUCUGCAAACUUGAUAGUUAAAUGCAGAUGAGAAAAAAUAUAGUCAGUGCUUAAUCGCGGAUUGUUGUAGGUAAAGUUUGUACACAAAUCCUCGAAAGCUGCCGCGAAAGCUACCCCGAAAGCUCCCCCAGUUCUUGUAUAUAAAAGAAAGUAAUAAGAAUAAUUUUCUUUAAAGAAAAAAAUAAUCAGGAAGAAAAUUUCAAGAGUUUGACAAAAGGGAAAAGAUUAAGGAUUUCUUAAAGAUGUUUUUGGGUUUAUUUUAAUCUGUUUCAUUGAGGAAAAUCUUUAGUAAAAAUACAUGAGAAAAUAUCCGGAACUUUACCAAAUUUCUAGUGAAAAAUUUAGCAUCAAAAAAUUCUUUAAAAUUUCUUGCACAAAAAUAAGAACGUCAAUUUUUUUUUAGAAUUCCUAAAAAUCAUUUCCCUUUGUCUCCUCUGAAAUAAACUUAAUCUUCCUUGAUAGAAAUUCACAUUUCCAUUCCAAAGGACAUUCCAAGAGAGAGAUUCCACAAUAUAUUUAAAGUAUUUUUAAAUAUUUACACAAAAGUGAAUUGAAAUUCUCUCCCAAGGUCGCUGAGGAAUUUCUGUGACCACACAGAAUUGACGAUUUUUUCUUCAUGUUGAGAAGAGAAAUCCUCGAAAAGCAUCCCCAUCAAACGGAAAGUUGUCUCAAAUUUCAUUUUGAAGAGAUCCUCAAUGCUCUUGUGUGGUCAUCCUACUCCUUUCCUUCAUCUCCUUUUUUUUAUUCAACCACAACGCAUCUCUGUGUGGAAGAUGCCAUAGAGAAAUUGACCACCUUUUUGACUUUCUCGAUGAAAAAUUCUUUUCUAUGUUGGGAAAGCAACAACCCUCACAGAACAGAUUGACUUCUUUGCCAUGGCCAAAGUUGACAGGCAUCACGGGAUGAAAAAAAAAAUCCCGUCAAGGAAGCUUCAAUGCUUCUUCUAUUUACACAUCAUCUAUCUAUGGAGAUUUUGAGGGAUUUUCCUCACCAUUGACGUACUUAAAAGGCUUUUAAAAUUAUCUUGUUGUGUACACAACGAGAUGAACACCACACACGGAGGAUCCUUUUGGCAUAGUUCUUCCUUUCUUUUCGCAUAACCCGCAAAUUUGCCAUCUCUGCCCAUUGAGCCUUCUUUUUUUUGCACUACCUACCUACCCCUAUUCUCCCACUAAUUUCGCAAUUUUUCAUUCUUCUGUGGCUUUGAGAGAGAGCCAGCCAACAUACAGAAAAAACUCCAGGAGCAGCAAAAAAGAGAGAAAUGUACAAAGGAAGAAGAUUUCUUUUUUUAGCAAAGAGGAAAAAAAGGAUGAAUUGGCAGGUACAUUUGAAAAGAAAUGAGAUAAAAAUUAAGUAAAUUAUACUUUAUGAUGAAAAAAAUGUAGAGAAAAGUGAAUAUUCAGCAAAAAUGGAAACAGGUGUGAUUUGUUGGAGGAGAACAGAACAAAAUGGGAGGACAUGAGAAACAAAUACAUCGAGAAUGCAAUAAAAGAUUAAUUAAAUUUUUAUGAAUCUUUCAUUUUGAAAAGAAAAAAUCAUAAAGAAAUGAAUAUUCGAAAAAGAAAACGAAAAUCUUAAAAUUUGCAGUGCUGUUGAAUUAAUUUAAAAAGCAAUGAUUUAAAGGAUUAUAUUUCUUCCCUAAUUUAAAACUAAAUUUCAAAUCAAAUAUUAAAUUUUUUUCUAUUGCUUUUAAACAUGGUAUGUAAAUUCAAAUAAAUUUUUGAAUUUUAAGGCAAUAAAACUAAAAGAUAUUGGGCCUAAUUCUGUGGCCAAGAAACCUUUGAAAUUUUAAGAAUUUAUUCUGAACUUUCAAGGAUUUCUUAGUCACAGAAUACAACCCAUUUUGAUUAGCCCUCAAAGUUUAGCAGCACUGCCUUUUCAAUCGCAGAUAUAGAACAAAAUUUCCCGUAAGUACUCGUGAUCUAAAAGCCCACAAUUGAGUACCUAAACAUACAUAUAUAGGUAUUGAAAAGCUUCGAAGGAGUGCGGAAAAGAGAGCGAAAAAAAAGGAGACGAAAGUACCUUUCAUUGAGCACUUAAAUGCUUUUCAUCAAUUAAUUAAAGAGAGCAAGUAAAAGUAUAUAAGAAAUCUUUAGUUGAAGUGUAUUUUGACAAGUACCCUGUAAAUAGUGUAAUUAACCCAGAUGACCCUUUAAGUAAUAAGUCGUUCGUUCAAUAGGCAUUUUAAUGAAAACAAAAAAAAAACUAAUAAUGUAAUUAUUAGUAUAAUGUAUGAGAAUUUGAAAGAAUUUUCUGUGUAAUGUAUAAAAUAAAUGGAAAAAGCAACAACAAAAUAAAACAUAAAAAGAAAUUGAGGAGGAAUUUUUGAAGAAUUUGAGCAGGGUAUUAAAUAAGUUUAAAUUGUAAUUCUCAAACCAUAGGAAACUCCGUGGAAUGAGUUUUCUCAUAAUAACUUCUUGUGCAGAAGAGGGAUUGCUGGAAAUUUACAAAAAAAAGGAAAUUGAUGCUAAAAAAAACAAAUUCCAUGAAGAAAAUUGAAGAAAUUGUGUGACGUGAUAAAAAUAUUAUUAUUAAAUUUAAAUACUUAAAUAUAUAAUUUUCAAACCAGCAUUUUUUUCUCCCCCCGAAAUGCCCUCGUAAUUUAAAUGAAAAGAAAAAUCUUUAACAAGAAAUUAGUCUGUAAAUAAGAAAACUCUGUGUAUGGGAGAUGGAAGGUUGAAUUGAAAGUAAAAAAAAAGACAAGAAAAUUGCAUCUCAUAUAAAAUGAUUAUAUAAAAUGAAUUUAAAAAGGAAGUAAUAAAGAAUUAGUUUACAUUAUAAUGAAUGAAUUGUACUACAAUUGGUGUAUUUUACAGCAAAAAAAAACGUAAAAAAAAGAGGAGAAAAGUGAAUAAAUAGCAAAUACUGAUGA
This is a messenger RNA of Lutzomyia longipalpis, 5047 nucleotides long. RefSeq names its product thyroid transcription factor 1 (gene scro). Gene Ontology annotation, biological process: cell differentiation; regulation of transcription by RNA polymerase II. The coding region runs from base 861 to 2054 and encodes 397 amino acids. The transcript has 6 exons. The record is from RefSeq and is a predicted model, not a curated record. Gene Ontology annotation, molecular function: RNA polymerase II cis-regulatory region sequence-specific DNA binding; DNA-binding transcription factor activity, RNA polymerase II-specific. Gene Ontology annotation, cellular component: nucleus. Lineage: Eukaryota; Metazoa; Arthropoda; Insecta; Diptera; Psychodidae.